AUGCAGGUUCGUCACGGCGUAUUGGCCGUCAAUGAAGCGACUACAGAUAAGCCUCAGUUCCAUGCAGACGGUGUCGAAACCUCUAAGAAAGAGUUUCAGGAGGGUGGUUAUGGAUGGGUCAUCGUCAUGUGCGUAGCGUUCAUCAACAUGCACACCUGGGGCCUGAAUGCGGUAGGGAUGCAUAGCCCAGCAGAAGACUAUGCCAACCUGACUCACGGUGGAAUCACAGUCCUUCGCCGUCUUUUCUUGCGUAUUAUUUAA
Messenger RNA from Verticillium alfalfae VaMs.102, 261 nucleotides. RefSeq lists its product as hypothetical. The record is from RefSeq and is a predicted model, not a curated record. The transcript has 2 exons. NCBI's taxonomy places the organism in Eukaryota, Fungi, Ascomycota, Sordariomycetes, Glomerellales, Plectosphaerellaceae. The coding region runs from base 1 to 261 and encodes 86 amino acids.